This is a messenger RNA of Camellia sinensis, 1440 nucleotides long. Lineage: Eukaryota; Viridiplantae; Streptophyta; Magnoliopsida; Ericales; Theaceae. The record is from RefSeq and is a predicted model, not a curated record.
AUGGCCUUCAAUGAUGAGAGGGUCAAACACCACUUUAAUCUUAAAAUUUGGGUUUAUGUUUCUCAAGAUUUUGAUGUGAAGAGGGUGAUCAAAGCAACAACAGAAUCUGCAAAUGGAAAUGCUUGUGAGGCAGUUGACCUAGACUCACUGCAGAGAAGGCUUCGCAACAUGCUGAAUGGGAAAAGAUACCUAAUUAUAUUAGAUGAUCUGUGGGACGAAGAUCCAGUCAAGUGGGAUGCUCUCAAGUAUUCACUAGCACGUGCAUCAAAAAGUGCUUCCAUUAUCGUCACUACUCGUGUUGAUAAGGUUGCAUUAAUCAUAAGAACUAUUUCACCCCAUCGCUUGUCAUUUUUAUCCAAAGAAGAUUGUUGGUUAUUGUUCAGGCAACGAGCAUUUGGAUGUGGAAAUGAAGAACAUCCAAACCUUGUCGCCAUCGGGAAGGAGAUAGUGAAGAAGUGCGGGGGUGAGCCUUUAGCUGCAAAGGCCCUUAGAGGGCUAAUGUGCUUCAAAAGUGAGGAAAAAGAGUGGCUUCAUGUUAAGGAAAGUGAAGAACUUAAAGCCGACAUAUGUUUCCAGAUGCAUGAUCUUGCCCACGAACUUGCCCAAUCAAUUAUGAAGGAUGAAUGUGAAAUGAUCAAGUUUAACAGUUCAAGUAAUAUAUCCAAUGAAAAAGUUCGUCAUGUAACAUUGGUUGUCAGGCCUGGGGAGAAUUUUAAUAACACAUUUCACAAAGUUGUAUCCUUACGGACAUUACUACUACAAUCAACUUUCUCAUUAGAAGAUGACGAGUUAUUGUGUGAUUUCAGAAAGUUUGGUUCACUGCGAGCUUUUGAUGCAGGAGCCAGACGAAUGAAGGAGUUGCCAUCUUCAAUUGGCAACUUAAAACAUUUGAGUCUCCUAGCUGAAUUGAAAUGCUUAAACCUUGGAGGAGAACUUCGUAUUGAGCACCUUGUGAGAGUGAGUAAUCCGAUGGAUGCAAAAGAAGCCAAUUUAGUGGGAAAGCAAAAUCUUUGUCUGUUGGAACUAAAUGGGGGACAUGAAUUGAUUGAAUUUGCCUUUGCUACAAAGCCUUCAAAUUCUGGGAAUGGAGGAAGUAGUGUUGAAAACGAAUAUCCUUGCGGUGGAGAAUUCCCAUCUUUGGAAGAACUCUAUGUUGACAAUUGUCCGAAAUUGGAAGGUUUGUCAAGGGAGGAUGGAAAAGAGUUGUUCCCUCGUCUUCGUAAGAUAGAAAUUAGUGAUUGUCUUAAAUUGAGCUUCCCCCAUCUUUCGUCUCCCAAAGAAUUGUUGUUGGAAGGCAAGUGCACCAUGGUACUAAAUUCAAUAUCAAAUCAUAAUAGUCUCACUUCCCUAGCCAUUGAUCGUGAUAAAGAGACGGUUUGUUUUCCAAAAGAGUUUUUGAGGAAUCUUACUGUUCUUGAGUUGCAACACACUGUUUGGUAG